GGAGGUCUUGUUUCCGGAAGAGGUUGCAAGGCUGUGGUGAAGGCAGGUGCAACCCAGCCUCCCGCUCAAGCUACACCCUGGCCCUCCACACACGAGGCCCUGCAGAACUCUGGAGAUGGUGCCCACAAGGGCAGGAAAGGACAAGUCGGGAGCCGCUGUCCUGAGGGCACCAGCUGUGCGGGAGCCAAGACCUGAGGGUGGAAGAGUCCUCUUAGAAUGGGGAUUGCCCAGCAAGGUGUACCGCUACUGGUGCUACCCCAAAUUCCCAUCUCUCCCUGCUCUCCGCCUGGGCUUUGGGCCUUAGCUCCUCCCUGGGCUUGGUAGAGGACAGAUGUGAGGCCCUCAUGGGAUGUUGGCUGUCUGAGAGUGGAGUGGAAAGAGGAAGGGGUGAAGGAGCUGUCUGCCAUUUGACUAUGCAAAUGGCCUUGGACUCAUGGGACCCUGUCCUCCACACCAUGGGCAGGGUGGAGUGGAGGGGGAGCUACUAGGCUGGUAUAAAAGUCUUACUUCCUCUAUUCUCUGAGCCGCUUCUGCCCCCGUGGGAAGGGACCUUGAGUGUGAAGCAUCCUUCCCUGCAGCUGCUGUCCAGUCUGCCCGCCAGACCCUCUGGAGAAGCCCCUGCUCCCCAGCAUGGGUUUCUGCUGCAGCGCCCUGCACCCUCUGUCUCUCCUGGUGCAGGCCAUGGUACUGGCCACGACCCUGGCCCUGGGUACCUUGCCUGCCUUCCUACCCUGUGAGCUCCAGCCCCACGGCCUGGUGAACUGCAACUGGCUGUUCCUGAAGUCUGUGCCCCACUUCUCCGCGGCAGCACCCCGUGGCAACGUCACCAGCCUUUCCUUGUCCUCCAACCGCAUCCACCACCUCCAUGAUUCUGACUUUGCCCACCUGCCCAGCCUGCGGCGUCUCAACCUCAAGUGGAACUGCCCGCCGGUUGGCCUCAGCCCCAUGCACUUCCCCUGCCACAUGACCAUCGAGCCCAGCACCUUCUUGGCUGUGCCCACCCUGGAAGAGCUAAACCUGAGCUACAACAGCAUCACGACUGUGCCUGCGCUGCCCAAAUCCCUCAUAUCCCUGUCCCUCAGCCACACCAACAUCCUGGUGCUAGACUCUGACAGCCUCGCCAGCCUGCACAGCCUGCGCUUCCUAUUCAUGGAUGGCAACUGUUAUUACAAGAACCCCUGCAGGCAGGAACUGGAGGUGGCCCCAGGUGCCCUCCUUGGCCUGGGCAACCUCACCCACCUGUCACUCAAGUACAACAACCUCACUGUGGUGCCCCGCAACCUGCCUUCCAGCCUGGAGUAUCUGCUGUUGUCCUACAACCGCAUCAUCAAACUGGCGCCUGAGGACCUGGCCAAUCUGACCGCCCUGCGUGUGCUCGAUGUGGGCGGAAAUUGCCGCCGCUGCGACCACGCUCCCAACCCCUGCAUGGAGUGCCCUCGUCACUUCCCCCAGCUACAUCCCAAUACCUUCAGCCACCUGAGCCGUCUUGAAGGCCUGGUGUUGAAGGACAGUUCUCUCUCCUGGCUGAAUGCCAGUUGGUUCCGUGGGCUUGGAAACCUCCGAGUGCUGGACCUGAGUGAGAACUUCCUCUACAAAUGCAUCACCAAAACCAAGGCCUUCCAGGGCCUAACACAGCUGCGCCAGCUCAACCUGUCCUUCAAUUACCACAAGAGGGUGUCCUUUGCCCACCUGUCUCUGGCCCCCUCCUUCGGAAGCCUGGUCGCACUGAAGGAGCUGGACAUGCACGGCAUCUUCUUCCGCUCACUCGAUGAGACCACGCUCCGGCCACUGGCCCGCUUGCCUGUGCUCCAGACUCUGCGUCUGCAGAUGAACUUCAUCAGCCAGGCCCAGCUUGGCAUCUUCAGGGCCUUCCCUGGCCUGCGCUAUGUGGACCUGUCAGACAACCGCAUCAGCGGAGCUUCAGAGCUGACAGCCACCAUGCAGGAGGUGGACGGAGGGGAGAAGGUCUGGCUGCAGCCUGGGGACCUUGCUCCAGCCCCAGUGGACACUCCCAGCUCCGAAGACUUCAGGCCCAACUGCAGCACCCUCAACUUCACCUUGGAUCUAUCACGGAACAACCUGGUGACCGUGCGGCCGGAGAUGUUUGCCCAGCUCUCACACCUGCAGUGCCUGCGCCUGAGCCACAACUGCAUCUCGCAGGCAGUCAAUGGCUCCCAGUUCCUGCCCCUGACCAGUCUGCAGGUGCUGGACCUGUCCCACAAUAAGCUGGACCUGUACCACGAGCACUCGUUCACGGAGCUACCGCGACUGGAGGCCCUGGACCUCAGCUACAACAGCCAGCCCUUUGGCAUGCAGGGCGUGGGCCACAACUUCAGCUUCGUGGCCCACCUGCGCACCCUGCGCCACCUCAGCCUGGCCCACAACAACAUCCACAGCCAAGUGUCCCAGCAGCUCUGCAGCACGUCGUUGCGGGCCCUGGACUUCAGCGGCAAUGCGCUGGGCCGUAUGUGGGCCGAGGGAGACCUCUAUCUGCACUUCUUCCAAGGCCUAAGUGGAUUGAUCUGGCUGGACUUGUCCCAGAAUCGUCUGCACACCCUCCUGCCCCACACCCUGGACAAACUCCCCAAGAGCCUGCAAGUGCUGCGUCUCCGUGACAAUUACUUGGCCUUCUUUAAGUGGGGGAACCUCAUCCACCUACCCAAACUGGAAGUCCUUGACCUGGCGGGAAACCAACUGAAGGCCCUGACCAAUGGCAGCCUGCCCGCUGGCACCCGGCUCCGGAGGCUGGACGUCAGCUGCAACAGCAUCAGCUUCGUGGACCCCGGCUUCUUUUCCAAGGCCAAGGAGCUUCGAGAGCUCAACCUCAGUGCCAAUGCCCUCAAGACAGUGGACCCCUCCUGGUUUGGGCCCCUGGCGAGUGCCCUGCAAAUACUAGAUGUCAGCGCCAACCCUCUGCACUGUGCCUGUGGGGCGGCCUUUAUAGACUUCCUGCUGGAGGUGCAGGCUGCCGUGCCUGGUCUGCCCAGUCGGGUGAAGUGUGGCAGUCCAGGCCAGCUCCAGGGCCUCAGCAUCUUUGCGCAGGACCUGCGCCUCUGCCUGGACGAGGCCCUCUCCUGGGACUGUUUCACCCUCUCGCUGCUGGCUGUGGCUCUGGGCCUGGGCGUGCCCAUGCUGCAUCACCUCUGUGGCUGGGACCUCUGGUACUGCUUCCACCUGUGCCUGGCCUGGCUUCCCUGGCGGGGGCGGCAAAGUGGGCAAGGUGAGGAUGCCCUGCCCUAUGAUGCCUUCGUGGUCUUUGACAAGACACAGAGCGCAGUGGCAGACUGGGUGUACAAUGAGCUUCGGGGGCAGCUGGAGGAGCGCCGUGGGCGCUGGGCACUCCGCCUGUGCCUGGAGGAGCGCGACUGGCUGCCUGGCAAGACCCUCUUUGAGAACUUGUGGGCCUCGGUCUAUGGCAGCCGCAAGACGCUGUUUGUGCUGGCCCACACGGACCGGGUCAGUGGCUUCUUGCGUGCCAGCUUCCUGUUGGCCCAGCAGCGCCUGCUGGAGGACCGCAAGGAUGUCGUGGUGCUGGUGAUCCUGAGCCCUGAUGGCCGCCGCUCCCGCUAUGUGCGGCUGCGCCAGCGCCUCUGCCGCCAGAGUGUCCUCCUCUGGCCCCACCAGCCCAGCGGUCAGCGCAGCUUCUGGGCCCAGCUGGGCAUGGCCCUGACCAGAGACAACCACCACUUCUAUAACCGGAACUUCUGCCAGGGACCCACGACUGAAUAGCCCUGAGCUGGAAUCCUGCACGGCGCCACCUCCACGCUCACCUCACCUCUGCCUGCCUGGCUCUGACCCUCCCCUGCUUGCCUCCCUCACCCCACACCAGGCACAGAGCAGGCACUCAAUAAAUGCUGCCGAAGGCUA
Molecule: messenger RNA, 3867 nt
Organism: Mandrillus leucophaeus (drill)
Lineage: Eukaryota; Metazoa; Chordata; Mammalia; Primates; Cercopithecidae
Gene: TLR9
Product: toll-like receptor 9
Exons: 2
Coding region: 631-3729 (1032 amino acids)
Biological process (GO): canonical NF-kappaB signal transduction; positive regulation of interleukin-6 production; defense response to virus
Cellular component (GO): plasma membrane
Molecular function (GO): pattern recognition receptor activity; protein binding
Source: RefSeq, a predicted model, not a curated record